This is a messenger RNA of Achroia grisella, 1206 nucleotides long. RefSeq lists its product as uncharacterized. NCBI's taxonomy places the organism in Eukaryota, Metazoa, Arthropoda, Insecta, Lepidoptera, Pyralidae. Bases 1 to 1206 code for a protein of 401 amino acids. The transcript has 7 exons. The record is from RefSeq and is a predicted model, not a curated record.
AUGAUGGCUCAUAAAGUGUUUUUGGUUGUGAUUGCUACAAUUUUUAUAACUAUUACGGCUGUGUCUAUAAACCAUGAAAACAAUGAAAAAGAACGGUAUGGAGACCAUAUGGACGAUAACGAUAUUGAAGAAUAUAGUGACAGAAAAGGGAAAAUAUUGUUUCCUUUCUUUAGCGUCGUACGUUUUGCGAACACUGAAUGUUCCAGUACAAAUGCCAUGAGUGGAACGUGUUUAGCGCGGAGAGAAUGCCACAACCUCAACGGUACAAUCACGGGCAAUUGUGCUUCUAGGAGGGGCAGAUGCUGUGUUGUGGCCAGAGGAUGUGGCUCCACCACCAACGUAAACAACACUUACUUUACCAGCCCAGGGUACCCUGCUGCAUACCCAGGGGGUGGAGCUUGCAGUAUUACUGUUUACAGAUGUAACAGCAAUAUUUGUCAGCUUCGCAUCGACUUCUUGGACAUGGUGCUCGCUCAGCCUGAUGGCGACGGUAACUGCAAUACAGACUCCAUAACAAUAACAGGCGGGAACACAGUAGUCCCAGUUAUUUGCGGGGAUAACACAGGCCAAACCCUGUUUGUGGACUUCAACGGAAAUACAGCGAUUACUAUUACCAUCACUGCAAGCGCAUCUACAACGUUCUCCAGAAGAUGGAACAUUAAACUUGUACAGCUAGGCUGUGAUUGUCCCGGGAUAGCUCCAAAUGGGUGCUUGCAGUACUACACCGGUACUUCAGGGACAAUAAAUAGCUUUAAUUACGGAACUGGAGCAAAUACGGCCCUGAGCGCGUCCCUUGUGACCGGCACUCGACAAAUGGUCAACUUGAACUAUGGAAUUUGCAUCCGAAUGGAAGCCGGUUAUUGUGCCAUUCAAUAUUCUCAGAGUGGCGGUGAUGUUUAUUCAUUUACUGUAUCUGGAGACGUGGAGGGCGCAGAUAACACUGUCCUCGGGACUGCAAUCGGUGCGUCUAACGAUGGCGCUUGCACCACAGACUACGUGGUUAUCCCAAACCCGACGGUGUCGUCAACAGGCCUCCCGGUAGGCACUGAUCGCUUCUGUGGCCUCGGAUUUGUCCCCGUACAGACUGCUGCCAAACCAUUCGUACUUUACGUGGUAACGAACGGUGAUGAAGGAGCAACAGCCACAACGUCGCCUGACAUCGCAAACAGGGGCUUCUCUCUUUCAUAUUCAGAAAUCGCCUGUUAA